AUUAUAAUAUUAUUUUGAUUGUUGUUAAUGUUAAAUUCUUUGAAUAGAGAUGAAAACAUGGAAUGUUAAUUCUCUACGUAAAAUCAGUUUUAAUAUACUUUUAUGGGAAAUCUACGAAAAAGUCCCAAAAUUUUGAUCCAAUUUAUGAUUUAGUCCUAAAUUAAAUUUCACUUACGAAAAAGGCCAGAUUACCGGCUAUUACACUCAGUUUAGCCCUAGGAACCGGAAAUCCUUAUAAUAGCUGGUUACCCCAGAUGGCUCGUCCUUAUCACCCUUCACUAACCUCCCCGUUAUCUACUCCUCCUCUAUUAAAACCCUUUCUCACCCUCCAUCGAAGCAAAACGUUACCUGAGAAGAAUCAAUGGUAAGAAAAAUCCACGUCAUCCUCCAAUAUCUUUUUUCCCUUAUAAUAUUUGAGUAAUUUUUGUUUUGUAGUGAUACUGGAGACAGUAGAUGACUUUGAUACCAUUGACGUGGAAUUAGAUGAGUUUUUCAAACACAAACAAAGAAUCUGAUGCAAAGAUGAGUUCCUAAAUACUCUCACAGACGAAGCGCUUGACGAAUGCACCAUACCUAAGAUAAACCUAAAUGAUUUUGAAGGAAUAUCGGAAGAUGAAGCACCGUAGGAAAAACUGAGUGAUAGUGAGGGUAAAGAUGAAGACAAAUUGCAGUUUCAAUACUUAACCCAUGAUCCGAAGUUGAAAUGGAACAAUAUGAAGCCAGUUCUUGGAGAGAGUGCUAAUCUUAUGGAUCCUACAUGGAUAGCUAGGCAGUUUUUAAAGGAGAUGAUUAGGAAACCAAAUCUAAAAGGUAAGGAAAUGCAACCUAUUAUUCAAAGCAGGUUCCAUUGCAAGGUUUCAUGGUCAAAAUGUUAUAGAGCAAAGUGUAGGGAAAUUUCAUUAAUAUAUGGAAAGUUGAGUGAUCACUAUGCAAAAGUUUGGGAUUAUGGACAUGAGCUGGUGAGGUCUAUUCUAGCGAGUACACUUCAAAUAUAUGUCACUGUAAACCCUGAUAAGAGUACUAAUUUCCAUAGAAUGUAUACAUGUUUUAAGGCUAUCAAAGAAGGAUGGAAAGUUGGUUGUCGAAGAGUUAUAGGGCUUGAUGGGAGUUUUUUGAAAGGACAAUGUAAAGGUGAGCUGCUAACUGCCAUAAGGAGGGAUACAAAUAACCAUGUGUAUUCCAAUUCUUGGGAAAUAGUUGAAAUUGACAACAAUCUCAACCGACAGUGGUUCCAGGAACUAUUACAUGAUGACCUGGAAUUACAAGGAGGCUUGGAUUUGUGUCUUAUUUCUGAUCAACACAAGGGUCUUUUGGAAGCUGUAAAGGUUGUAUUGCGACGUGUGGAGCACAGACAAUGUGCAAGACAUGUGUAUGCAAAUUUCAGAAAGUUCUUCAGUGGUAUAGAGUUCAAGAAUAUGUUUUGGACAAUUGCUAAGUUAACUAUUGAAGGAGACUUAAAAUUGAAUAUGGAGAAGAUCAGAGAAGUUAAACCUGCUGCUUAUGAUCAUUUGAUGGCAAGGGAGCCUAAAUCUUGGUGGAGGGUAUUUUUUAAAGGUGGAAUGGCAUGUGAGGCUGUUGAAAAUAGAAUGAUAGAGUGUUUUAAUGCCAUCAUACUUGAUGCCAGAAAGAAGCCUUUGUUGGCCAUGCUUGAGGAGAUUAGACUAUAUAUGACAGAAAGGUUAUUUAACUUGAAGCAAGAAGCAUGUAAAUGGGUGAAUAAUGUGUGUCCAGGACCUAUUAAGAAAAUGGAUGAGUUUGCUUUUGAUAUCAAACUUUGGGAGUUGUCUGGGAUCCCCUGUGUCCAUGCCCAAGCAACCAUAAUUUACACACAACAGGAUCCAACUAGAUUUAUCAGCACAUGGUUUGGUAAGAACAAGUUCUUAGCUACUUAUGAGUCUAACAUCCUUCCUGUUAAUGGCAGUAAUAUGUGGGAACCAACACCUUACACCAAACCACUAUCACCUGUUAAAAGAAGGAUGCCAGGAAGGCCUUGUAUGAAAAGGAAAAGGCAUAUCUCUGAGCAUCGAGAUAGGUUCUCCCAAGUCUCCUCUAAGGGUAGAACUGUCCAACGUCAGAAUUGUGAUGGUCUGGAUAUGGAUGAUCUAGACCAAAUACUGCAUGAUUUGAGUUACCUUAGAGAGUCAAAAUACAGUGAAGCAGAGAUCCUUUUGUGUCUUAAUAUCACCCAAUCACAACUUCAAGGAUUUGAUGCUUUGCUUCACCAAUCUAAACAAGCUGCAAAGGUGGACAAUGAUGAAGAUGGAGUUGAGGAUGAUGAAGAGGGAGUUGAUGAUACUCAAGUUAGGGUUAGAAAUCAAAUCAAGGUUAGAAGAAGAAAAGCUUCUGAAAGGAUCACUGAAAACAUGGUGAAGAAAAUUAUGGUUGACAAGAAAGGAUUAGGAAUGGAUCCAGAAAAAGCACUUAGUUUGGAUUAG
Lactuca saligna is the source of this 2435-nucleotide messenger RNA. The record is from the annotation of a GenBank genome assembly. Lineage: Eukaryota; Viridiplantae; Streptophyta; Magnoliopsida; Asterales; Asteraceae.